ACAUCACAGCCUUUGAAAAAAAUGUAAACACGAGAGAAUAAAAAUGAGUUCAGUCGCAAAAGUUGAAGAGCAAACAAUGAUAUGAAUUUGUGGACAAAUAUAUUGCUCAUGUUUGUAGCAUCAAGCGUUGGACAUGAAUUUCAAGUGGAGAAAAAAUUGACUGAUUAUGAUUUCAUUGAGAUGGGGAGUAGUGAUAAUGUGACAGAAGGCGGUAAUGACACAUGCACAAACGAUUACUGCAUAAGCGAUGAGGCAUAUAUUGACCUCAUUGCGGAUUACCUGACGCCACGGGGAUGGGAUUUGGUCCUCAUUGGCAUCCACAUAACAGUCUUCAUCGGGGGAAUCAUCGGCAACUCGUUGGUGUGCGCCGCAGUUUACCGGAAUCACACAAUGAGGAAUGUCACCAAUUACUACAUUGUCAAUUUGGCGGUUGCGGACUUGAUGGUUAUCAUUCUUUGCUUACCACCGACUGUUCUGUGGGACGUCACAGAGACGUGGUUCCUGGGCAACUGUCUCUGCAAAGUCAUUCCCUAUCUCCAGACAGUUUCUGUCAGUGUCAGUAUCCUCACGCUUACCUUUAUAUCGAUCGACAGAUGGUACGCAAUAUGCUUCCCGCUGAAGUUCAAGUCAACGACAAAGCGGGCAAGACGAACCAUUCUGGUCAUCUGGAUAUUCUCAUUAAUUUUUGACAUUCCGGAUCUGAUUGUACUCAAGACCGCUCCCGCACCCCAUCUACGGGUCGAAACAAUUUUUUACACCCAGUGCACAGUGUCGUGGAGUCAAAACAGCGAAAGAAUAUUUGCGCUGACAAAACUUGUUCUAUUGUACGGCGGUCCUCUCCUGUUCAUGACAUUCACGUACUGUCGUAUUAUCCGGGUUCUAUGGAGGAGUAGAAUACCAGGAUAUCAGAGUGAGCAACGCAUUUUUAUUUUUAACAUCAAGUCUUGUGCACAGAGCAAAACGAUCCAAUUGUCUCAAUUCAAACUUUCGAAAUCUAUCAUUACAGUGGCGAGAAAUCCUGCACCAAUAACUGAGUCGACUGUUUCAAUACACGAAAAUUUUGCCGGCCAAUUGGCGUCUAGGCGGAAAGCUGCGAAAAUGCUCAUCGUCGUGGUGCUGGUCUUUGGUCUAUGUUACCUCCCUGUUCAUAUUCUCAUUGUUCUCAGACAAACUAUUGGACUCCCCUCGACCGAAACGAAUGUAACUUGCAGCCUCAUCGCCCACUGGUUGUGUUACGCUAAUAGCGCAAUAAAUCCCAUUAUUUACAAUUUCAUGAGUGGAAAAUUUAGAAAAGAAUUUCGGCGUUCAUUCCAAUGCACUCCAAGAGGUUCCAAUGACCGUAGAAUGCACAAAUGCACUCUCCCGUACUGCCCUCCAGAUUCUCGAUCUCAACCCUACCGGAAUAUACCAAUUGAGGUGAAUUUCCAGACAUUACAAGGCACCAGCGAAAUCAUCCCUCUCAGCAUGUGCAUCAGUCGAUCUCGAUAGAUCAAAAGAAUUUAGCGAGGUGAUAUGCAAAAACUAAACGCAUUAUCUUUUUUUCGAAACUUUCUGUUGUCGCUAAAAUCUGAAGAUGUCCCCUACGAAACCCAACAGCGUGUUUCGAUUCUUUUUGUUAUUUGGCCACUUUAGGAGAGAUUUGGCCGCACUGUCGCAGAUGGGACACCCUGUAUAUUUAUCUGC
Molecule: messenger RNA, 1683 nt
Organism: Diachasma alloeum
Lineage: Eukaryota; Metazoa; Arthropoda; Insecta; Hymenoptera; Braconidae
Product: orexin receptor type 2
Exons: 5
Coding region: 82-1488 (468 amino acids)
Biological process (GO): G protein-coupled receptor signaling pathway
Cellular component (GO): membrane
Molecular function (GO): neuropeptide Y receptor activity
Source: RefSeq, a predicted model, not a curated record